GCACCACUCUUUGGGACCAUCCUCUUAAGAAUAAUAAACAAACAAAAGAAAAACAAAAGGUAGUCCCAAAUCAUAUAGCAUUUCAGAUCUCAGGAGAGCUAAAUCUAAAUGGCAUUGGCUUCCACCACCAUUUCUUAUCACAAGCUGCAGGGUGGAUUCCUUCAGCAAGUUGGGUGCCGAAAGAAGGAGAAGGAUAGGGACCGGGAUCAUCACUACCCAUACAAAGUUGUCGAGAUUACGCCCCCACCGAGGAGCCUCGGCGUCCGCUGCUUCCCUCUGCUUCUAAAUUUGGAGAAUCUAAACAUACACUGCGGAGAGAGUGUCACCAUAGAAGGACAAGCUUACACAGUUUCUUCAGUGACCCAUCGAUACCAGCUACGCAAGGGAAAGUAUGAGCCCAGUGAGAAAAGGCUUGAUGUGCAAUCAACAGGAAGAUACAUGUUGAAUCUGUACCUGGAGAAUCUACUAGAAAAUUCAUGAGGAAUAUCAUAUGCAUAAUGAAGUCAGAUUUAAAGGCAAUUCUAAUCUUUGGCUGCCAAUGACUGAAUGGUUAUGUCACUAAUGAUAAUACUUACAUAGUACAUGAGCCUGUUAUUCUUCAUAAAUUUUUUAAAAAUCUUUUAGAUGUUGAACUGUAUUUAAACAUUUAAAUCUCGCACUUGGAACAAUCGUAGUUUAUGAACCACUUAUAUUCCCUUUUAUACAUACGAUAUGUUGAUUUCAUUAGCUUGUUACUAGGUGCAUAUUUACUGACAUGGGUCAUAUGGAUUGAGGAUUAAAAAGAUAUAUGUCAUUCUG
Molecule: messenger RNA, 798 nt
Organism: Phoenix dactylifera (date palm)
Lineage: Eukaryota; Viridiplantae; Streptophyta; Magnoliopsida; Arecales; Arecaceae
Source: RefSeq, a predicted model, not a curated record